AUGUCGCUGGUUUCGGGCCCAGGCAGGGGCGGAGGAGGAGCAGGCACUCAGGAAGAGCUCUGUAUGGACAAACAUGUGGCCUAUAUCCAGAGUCUCAACAAACGCAGCGAUGAACUCGAGUAUGCCUACACAGAGCACCUUCGUAUGAACGGGGUCUAUUGGGGGUUAACUCCUUUGCAUUUAAUGAAUCGUGCCGAGGCCUUACCGAGAGACGAGACAAUAGAAUUUGUGCUCUCGUGUCAGCAUGAGAGCGGCGGCUUUGGAGCUGCACCUCUCCAUGAUGCUCAUAUGCUGUACACCGUGUCUGCUAUACAGAUAUUGGCUACCCUGGACGCUUUGGAUGAAUUAGACAGAUCAGGCCGUGCUGGAAAGCAAAGAGCUGCAUCGUUUAUAGCAUCUUUACAAGACCGCGAAACCGGAGUCUUCAGAGGCGAUGAAUGGGGCGAGUCAGAUACCCGUUUCCUUUACGGGGCUUUGAAUGCCUUGUCGCUUUUAGGAGAGCUGAAAUUGGUUGACAUCGACAAGGCUGUUUCCUAUAUUCAACAAUGCGUGAAUCUAGACGGAGCGUAUGGUGUUCGGCCAGGUGCCGAGUCCCAUGCGGGCCAGGUACUGACCUGUGUAGCGGCUCUAGCCAUUGCCGGUCGCUUGGAUCUCAUUGAUAGAAGUCGGCUUGGAACCUGGUUAAGCGAACGGCAACUAGAAGUAGGAGGGCUUAAUGGACGACCUGAGAAACUUGAAGAUGUGUGCUAUAGUUGGUGGGUGGCUGCCAGCUUAGCGAUAAUAGGGUGUCUAGAUUGGAUUGAUAAACAGAAGCUUCAGUCUUUUAUAUUGCGUUGUCAGGAUUAUGAUCAUGGUGGCCUAUCUGAUCGGCCGGGGAAUGUAGUUGAUGUAUUCCAUACCCAUUUCGGCCUGGCUGGUCUAAGCCUCCUCGGAUAUUCAGGUCUAAAAGAAAUUGACCCUGUGUAUUGUAUGCCUAAAGAAACCAUAGAAAGACUGUUAGGUAAAUAG
Talaromyces marneffei is the source of this 1008-nucleotide messenger RNA. RefSeq lists its product as uncharacterized. Lineage: Eukaryota; Fungi; Ascomycota; Eurotiomycetes; Eurotiales; Trichocomaceae. The transcript has 5 exons. Gene Ontology annotation, molecular function: Rab geranylgeranyltransferase activity. Bases 1 to 1008 code for a protein of 335 amino acids. Gene Ontology annotation, biological process: protein geranylgeranylation. The record is from RefSeq and is a predicted model, not a curated record. Gene Ontology annotation, cellular component: Rab-protein geranylgeranyltransferase complex.